This is a messenger RNA of Fundulus heteroclitus (mummichog), 5869 nucleotides long. It is a transcript of the gene grm4, whose product is annotated as glutamate receptor, metabotropic 4. Lineage: Eukaryota; Metazoa; Chordata; Actinopteri; Cyprinodontiformes; Fundulidae. Gene Ontology annotation, cellular component: membrane. Gene Ontology annotation, biological process: regulation of synaptic transmission, glutamatergic; G protein-coupled glutamate receptor signaling pathway. Gene Ontology annotation, molecular function: adenylate cyclase inhibiting G protein-coupled glutamate receptor activity. The record is from RefSeq and is a predicted model, not a curated record. The transcript is spliced from 10 exons. The coding region runs from base 452 to 3226 and encodes 924 amino acids.
GAGCCCAAAGUGGACGCCCCGUGACAUUCUAUCUGCUUGACACACCAAGAAGGAAGCUGAACGUAAUUGUGCUCCGCGAAAAAAGAAAAAAAAAAAAAACAGAGAAGAGAGGCAACCUUCCCAUCUUUGUUCUCGCUUUAUGAGAGCGGUCUCUGUGGACUCCGCUUCAACACUCUCUGCACUGUUUGGUUGCUGCAUGUAUCCACCACUCUCAGGUGUAAGCAAGGACUUAAAUACAAAGAGAGAAGAAAAGGAAGAAGAUAAACAGAGGGAAACGGCGUAAUUAGUGCGGCUGACUUCGUGUCAGAGCGGGAAACCAUGAGAAGAGACUUUUGAAGAGAACUGUGCACCGAAAAGCAUUGCAGCUGACCUCCAGGACAUUUUUAUGCGUGUGGGGAUAUAUAUGCGUGCACGCCUCUGUCAUUUUCAAAGGAAUUGAAUUUGUAUUUGGAUGCAGAUUCAGCCUUUAAUUAUGACUCUACAAGGAGGCUUUGAGAGACUAUGGAAUGGUUGCCACAGAAAGGUUUUCAGUUGGCUCUUGGUUCUGGCUUGUUAUUGUCUGGUCACCUCGGCAGCCAAACCCAAAAUGCCAGGCCACACGCAUCUCAACUCGAUACGUAUUGAUGGGGACAUAUCUCUGGGUGGACUUUUCCCAGUGCAUGCAAGAGGAAAUGACGGCAAAGCCUGUGGAGAGCUAAAGAAGGAGAAAGGGAUCCAUAGGCUGGAGGCCAUGUUGUUUGCCCUGGAUCGUAUCAAUAACGACAACGAGCUGCUGCCUAAUAUUUCUCUGGGGGCCCGCAUCCUUGACACUUGCUCCCGGGACACCCAUGCUCUGGAACAGUCGCUGACAUUUGUCCAGGCAUUGAUUGAGAAAGACUCGACUGAUGUGAAGUGUCUCAGCGGAGGGCCACCCAUCAUCACCAAGCCAGAGAGAGUGGUCGGAGUGAUUGGUGCCUCCGCCAGCUCUGUGUCAAUCAUGGUGGCCAACAUUUUGCGGCUCUUUAAGAUCCCUCAAGUGAGUUACGCCUCCACAGCCCCGGAACUGAGUGAUAACACCCGUUACGACUUCUUCUCACGUGUGGUGCCCCCAGACACAUACCAGGCUCAGGCUAUGGUUGACAUUGUCAAAGCUAUGCGCUGGAAUUACGUCUCCACAGUAGCUUCAGAGGGAAACUAUGGAGAAAGUGGUGUUGAUGCUUUUAUUCAAAAAUCUAGAGAGGAUGGUGGAUUGUGCAUAUCACAGUCAGUCAAAAUCCCACGUGAACCAAGAGUUGGAGAGUUCGACAAGAUCAUUCACCGGCUGAGUGAGAACCCUAACGCUCGAGUAGUUAUCAUCUUUGCCAACGAGGAUGACAUUAGGCGCCUCCUUCAAGCAGCUAAAAGAGCCAAUCAAACAGGUCAUUUCAUCUGGGUAGGUUCGGAUAGCUGGGGAUCCAAAAUUGCUCCAAUCCUGAACCAGGAAGAAAUGGCAGAAGGUGCUGUUACCAUCCUACCGAAACGACAGUCCAUCAAAGGUUUCGAUCGGUACUUCAUCAGCCGAACCUUAGAGAACAACAGAAGGAACAUCUGGUUUGCAGAGUUCUGGGAGAACAAUUUCCAGUGCAAGCUUAGUCGGCAUGCUGUGAAGAAAGGAUCUGGUAUCAAAAAGUGCACAAACCAUGAGCGGAUUGGAAAAGAUUCAUCCUACGAACAGGAGGGGAAGGUCCAGUUUGUUAUAGAUGCUGUGUAUGCCAUGGCUCAUGCUCUCCAUAACAUGCACAAAGACCUCUGCCCGGGAAAAGUUGGCCUCUGUUCCAAAAUGGAUACCAUCAACGGCACACUGCUUCUCAAGUAUAUUCGCAAUGUCAACUUUACAGGAAUUGCUGGCACCCCUGUGGUCUUCAAUGUGAAUGGAGAUGCUCCUGGUCGUUAUGAAAUCUACCAAUACCAGAUCAAUAAUAACACCACAGAAUACAAGAUCAUCGGGCACUGGACAGAUCAGCUCUACCUAAACACUGAUGAGAUGCAGUGGCCUGGUGGAACCCAGGAAGUCCCGUCCUCAAUCUGCAGCCAGCCCUGCCGUGCGGGGCAACGCAAGAAGACAGUGAAGGGGAUUCCAUGUUGUUGGCACUGUGAGAGCUGUGAUGGUUACCAGUAUCAGGCAGAUACUUACACCUGCAAGAUGUGCCGCUUCGAUUUGCGGCCCAAUGAGAACCACACUGGAUGUGAUCCCAUUCCCAUUGUCAAGUUGGAAUGGAGCUCUCCUUGGGCAGUCAUUCCUGUCCUGAUCGCAGUGUUGGGCAUCAUAGCCACUUUGCUAGUGGUUGUCACAUUCGUUCGCUACAACGACACGCCCAUUGUUAAGGCAUCAGGUCGAGAACUGAGUUAUGUACUAUUGACAGGUAUCUUUUUGUGCUAUGCUACAACCUUCCUCAUGAUCUCCACCCCAGAUGUGUUUGUAUGCUCACUGCGCAGAAUUUUUCUUGGGCUUGGCAUGAGUAUCAGCUAUGCAGCACUGCUAACCAAGACGAAUCGGAUCUACAGGAUUUUCGAGCAGGGCAAGAUGUCUGUCAGUGCUCCUCGAUUCAUCUCCCCAGCCUCUCAGUUAGUCAUCACAUUCAGCCUGAUAUCUGUGCAGCUACUGGGAGUGUGCAUCUGGUUCGGGGUCGAUCCAUCACAAGCUAUCAUCGACUAUGAGGACCAGCGUACAUCCAACCCCGAAAUGGCCAGAGGCGUACUAAAAUGCGACAUAUCAGACCUGUCUCUCAUCUGUUUGCUAGGUUAUAGUAUGCUUCUGAUGGUCACCUGCACAGUUUAUGCAAUCAAAACGAGGGGAGUUCCAGAGACAUUCAACGAGGCCAAGCCUAUUGGCUUCACCAUGUACACCACCUGCAUUGUAUGGUUGGCCUUCAUCCCCAUCUUUUUUGGGACUUCACAGUCAACAGAAAAGAUGUAUAUCCAGACAACAACCCUGACCAUCUCUGUCAGCCUCAGUGCAUCAGUUUCCCUAGGGAUGCUCUACAUGCCCAAGGUCUAUGUGGUUCUCUUUCAUCCGGAGCAGAAUGUGCCCAAGCGCAAGCGCAGCCUGAAGGCCGUGGUCACUGCAGCCACCAUGUCCAACAAGUUCAACCCCAAAGGAGGCCUGAGGCCAAACGGAGAGGCCAAAUCUGAACUCUGUGAAAGUCUGGAAACGCAAGCGUUGGCCUCGAAGCAGACAUACAUAAGCUACAGCAACCAUGCCAUCUGAGACAGAGACAAACCGUACGAGCGAAGCAAAGGCCUGCCAUGGGAGGAAUCACCAGUUUUUUUUAAGGGGUCACUGGAAUUUUGAUCAAGAACUGCCGAGCUGCCGCAACAGAGAGUCCUUGGAAAGCAUUAUGGAAAUUACUCACUCAAAAAGGAUGCCAUAUUUUUGUAGGGAAUACGGUUUGAAUGCCAAAUUAAUAUCAAAUCAUUAUAUUGCAGAAGCAAGAUGGGAGAUGUAAGACAGCUUGAAUAGGUAGGAGUUCUUCACCUCCCUCUUUUCUUGAGGCACAAGUGAAAGUUGAUUAUUGACGUUUUCGAAGCAGGGUGAGCAGAACACCUGGUGUCUACAGUAUGUAUUUCCUUCUGAGGUGUAUAGCACACGAAGUUCAGCUCUCUACAAUGCUGAAUCAUUUCAUCAAUGCAAAGCCAGGGAGUUGGUGUUCUGUUAUUUUAUUUAUUUUAUUUUUAUUUGGUUUAUUUUUCUGAUCAAAUGUAGUUGAUAAAAUGACCCAUUAUAGAAAUGUAGUAUUUUUGGUUACAGUAAUCAGUGGAGUUGAAAGUUGCAGUUCUCCUCAUACUGUACAUGCCUUACUACAGCACACUCAGUAUUCCUUCAUGAACCACAUGUGAGAGACACAAAAGUAAAAGCAGUGGGUCGGUCCAGUUGUUCAGUAAAAUUUUCAUAAUGACAAUGACGACAUUGUCACAAUCAUCUUGAGAAACCUCCUGUACAGUCCCAGAGCAUGCUGAUGGGAACAUCCCGUGUACUGUGCUGUGUUGUCAAUGUCUUUGGAAUGCAACAGUCACAUUUGUUAUUCACGGUGAAGAUGUCAUCUUGAACCAUUACCUGUUCGGUAACCUUCUGCUGGACAAAAAAGCAAUCAUACACAAAGAGCCAAACUGAAUUGCAGUCCUAUAUUUUUUCAUCUGUCUCCAUCCAGGUCAGCAGACUUGAUUAUGCAUAUUUUCAACAUAAAUGAAAUGGUCCUUAUUUAUCUUGCACAGACAGAACCUGUAGGCAAGUCAAGGAGUUGUCUGAUUGUUCAAAUUUUACCUCAGCCAGCACUCAUUGUUUUUGACAGAACCAGGUUAUUAGGAUGGAAUCUAUUUCUGUAUCUGUUUCUUCCAAUGUUAAAGACGCAGAGCACAAUUUUCCCAUGUCUUUAGAAAUACUCAUUCACUUUAUCUCAGUGGAGCAGAAACAGUUCAUUUUACAAAUCAGACAAUACAUGGUACCUAAAGGCAGGGUUUAAGAAUAUGAUAAGAAACUUUAACAUAUCACUGUUUUGCACAUGUUUCAAAAUAUAAGCUCAAUGAUGGGUUGUAGGUAAGAAACUGAGAAUCCAUAGGGAAGCAUUAAAUAGGUAACGUUUUUUGUUUUGCUGAUUACAAUUUUUUCAUCCUUCUCCUUUUUGCUGACUGUCAGUGCUAAAAUGAUCAGUGAUCAUUGACAUCUUCAUUAGCAUUUCUGGAGGAAAAUAUGGUUUACAUAAGCUGGCUGCUUAAUAGUACUGCCAACUUGGAGACAUUCAGAUCUUUCAUACAGAAAAUUGACAAUAUUAAAGUAAUCAUUAAGAAAGUUGGUGGUCAUUUGCUUUCCUUUCGGCUAGUUCAGUUUGUAGGGACAGAAGAAAAACUGUCAAAGUUUUAUUCUCUUAUAAAACUACAAAAGGACCUAAACAAGCUAGAACACCCUUUCACCAAGCAUAAUUCUUGCGACUUGCAAAAGUUUUCAUAUUCCUUUAAUAUAAUUCAAUGUGAUUAUUUUAAACCAACACAAAACUGCAUUUGUGAAAGGAACAAAGUAUGUAUUUUUAUCCUUUUUUUUUUUUUACAAAUAAAACCGGAAAGAAAAAUACUCAACAUAUACACUAACUGACCCUGAGUCUAUGCUUUUUAGAACCACCUUUAGCUGUAAUUGUCUCUGAGGGUCACUUUUUGCCUUGUAUCUCUACCAGCUGUGCACAUGUUAUUUGUAUAUCUAAAGACUGAGCAUUCAUCAUAAAAUGCAAUAGUUUAAAUCCUAUAAGAUUUCAUGGAGAGCCCUAGUUUGAAGUCUUUUGCAGCUUUUGUUCUCAGGUCAUUCUUGCAUUUAGCUCCACCCACCUUCCUUUUCCCUGCUGAAGAUAGGGAUCCCCAUAGCACAAUGGUGCCAUCACCGUGUUUCAUGUGGGCAUCAUGUGUUUUAUAGGCUUAUAGACCAGAUAGUUCGGCCUUAGUCUAAUCUGACCAGAGCAUCUUCUUUCUCAUGUUUGCUGUGUCUCCAAACAUGACUUGUGGCAAGCUGCAAACAGGACUUAAGGCUAACUUUCAACAUUGUCUUUCUAUUUGCCAUUCUUAUGUACAGGCCAGAUUUGUAGAGUGCAAGACUAAUAGUUCCCCUAUCACCAGAAAUUUCUCAUCUGAGCUGCAGAUCUCUGCAAGUAGUCUACAGUCACCACAGGCCUCCUAGCAGCUUCUCUGAAUGUCCCGUCCCUAUUUUAUACUCCAUUCCUAUUUUUCUUCACAUUUCUGACCUAUCUGGUGCAUUCGCAAGUCUUUAUAUUCCUGUUUGUUGACUAAUGUUCUUCAACAAACUCUGAGGCCUUCAAAGAAGAUAUGUAUGCUGAAAUGAAACACACACACACAUACACACACACACACA